UCCUUCACUUUCGCGAAAAGUUUUUCUCAUACUGUUUGUGCAGAAAAUACCACUAAAAUUGUGCUUUCGACCCUUUAAAAUGGCUUGCACGUCUUCGGGUGCCGCCGGGGAGACAAAGCCGCCCAGCGGAAAGGUUCCGCCGCGGACGGGAAACGUCCGCCUGGAGGGAAUCGGCAGCCGCGUGAUUCGAGGUCCGGAUUGGAAGUGGGCCAAGCAGGAUGGCGGUGAAGGUCACUGUGGAACAGUGCGGAACUUCGAGUCGUCUGAAGAAGUGGUGGUCGUGUGGGACAACGGCACGGCGGCGAACUACCGGUGCGCCGGGGCGUACGAUCUGCGGGUGCUGGACAGCGCCCCGACGGGCAUCAAGCACGAGGGCACGAUGUGCGACACGUGCAGACAGCAACCGAUCUUCGGGAUUCGCUGGAAGUGCGCCGAGUGCGCCAAUUACGACCUCUGCUCCAUUUGCUAUCACGGAGACAAGCACCAUCUGCGUCAUCGCUUCUACCGCAUCUCGACGCCAGGCGGCGACCGGACGCUGCUGGAGCCGCGCCGCAAGUCCAAGAAGAUUGCCGUGAGGGGCAUUUUUCCAGGGGCGCGGGUAGUGCGCGGCGUGGAUUGGCAGUGGGAGGACCAGGAUGGCGGCAACGGUCGCCGCGGGAAGGUGAAUGAGAUUCAGGACUGGUCGGCAGCCUCUCCGCGAUCCGCUGCUUACGUCGUGUGGGACAAUGGAGCGAAGAAUCUGUAUCGCGUGGGCUUCGAAGGCAUGGCGGAUCUGAAGGUGGUCAACGAUGCUAAAGGGACUACUGUGUACAGGGAUCAUUUGCCGUUGUUGGGCGAGAAUGGGCCCGGCAAGGGCCCGAAUGGCUUCCACAUUGGCGAUCAGGUGUCCGUGGAUCUGGAGCUGGAGAUUGUACAAUCGCUGCAGCAUGGUCACGGUGGCUGGACUGAUGGAAUGUUUGAGUGUCUCAACAAUCCGGGCACAGUCGUUGGCAUCGAUGAGGAUCACGAUAUUGUGGUGGCUUAUCCCAGCGCAAAUCGGUGGACUUUUAAUCCAGCAGUCUUGACGAAGAUCGCCUCUCCGGUGUCCUCAUCUGGUGAGGGAUCAUCGCAGCAAUUUGCUGUUGGGGAUUUCGUGAAGAUCUGCAGCGACUUGGAGCGCAUCAAGAAUCUUCAGCGCGGUCAUGGCGAGUGGGCGGACGCGAUGAUUCCGACACUCGGCAAAGUUGGCCGUGUCCAGCAAGUUUACCAUGACAAUGACUUGAAGGUGGAAGUGGGUAGAACUUCGUGGACUUACAAUCCAUUGGCGCUGACUAAAGUCGCUUCGGCGUCCGAUGGGACUGUUCCAGUCACAUCAAGCGGUGAGCGUCUGUCGGCGAUCCUGAAGAAGCUCUUCGAACCUCAUGUGUCCGGCGAUGCGACUGAGGAGUUGGUGAAGGCUGCCGCUAAUGGGGAUCAUGUAAAGUGUGAGGAGUUUCUCACAGGAUGCGCUCAGGAUGGCGCUGGAGCGUCGAAUACAUCAAUGGCAAAUGUUAAUGGCGUGUUUGCUGGACACACAGCUCUGCAGGCGGCGAGCCAGAAUGGACAUCUGGAGGUGAUUCAGGUGUUGCUGAGACACAGCGCCGAUGUGGAGAUUGAAGACAAGGAUGGUGAUCGUGCUGUUCACCAUGCCGCCUUCGGAGAUGAACCUGGUGUGGUGGAGUUGCUCGCGAAGGCCGGCGCUGAUCUCAAUGCGCGCAACAAGCGCCGUCAGACGGCCCUCCACAUUGCCAUCAACAAGGGCCACUUGAAUGUCGUGAAGACCCUCCUCGAGCUGAAUUGCCACACGAGUCUGCAGGAUUCGGAGGGCGACACGCCACUUCACGAUGCAAUCUCGAAGGAGCAAGACGAAAUGCUGUCUCUUCUGCUGGACUUUGGUGCUGAUAUCACGCUGACCAACAACAAUGGCUUCAAUGCACUGCAUCAUGCGGCACUGAAGGGUAAUCCCAGUGCGAUGAAAAUCCUCUUAACCAAGACGAAUCGUCCGUGGAUUGUGGAGGAGAAGAAGGACGAUGGAUACACGGCGCUACAUUUGGCAGCAUUGAACAAUCACGGCGAAAUAGCAGAUUUGCUGGUGCACAUGGGAAAGGCGAACAUGGAUAAGCAGAAUGUGAAUCUCCAGACAGCACUUCAUCUUGCUGUCGAGCGACAACAUGUGCAAAUUGUCAAACUUUUGGUGCGAGAAGGUGCCAAUUUGAAUAUUCCUGAUAAGGAUGGCGAUACUCCACUUCAUGAAGCACUCCGUCAUCAUACACUAUCGCAACUUCGUCAAUUGCAGGAUGUGGAGGGAUUUGGAAAGCUCCUCAUGGGAUUGAGAAAUCACACUGACAAGAAGGCGUCAGCCUCAAUUGCGUGCUUCUUGGCCGCAAAUGGGGCGGAUUUGACGAUAAAGAACCGCAAACUGCAAACACCGCUCGAUCUCUGUCCGGAUCCGAAUCUCUGCAAGACGCUGGUCAAGUGCUACAACGAACGCAAGACGGAUGAUAUGGACUUGCCGGGAAAUAUGGCGGGCAGCAAUGUGAGCACUGGGCCGCCCGUUCCUGUGCCGCCGCCGGAGCCCACGACGCGAGGGCCGCUGGACGAGUGUGUUGUGUGUUCCGAGCAGAAGAGGGAUACUGUGUUCAAGCCAUGUGGACAUGUUUGCUGCUGCGACAAUUGCUCAGUGCGCGUGAAGAAGUGUCUCAUCUGUCGUGAGACGGUUUCAUCGCGUGAGAAGAUUGACGAAUGCUUGGUAUGCUCCGAUCGUCGAGCAUCGGUGUUCUUCAAGCCGUGUUGCCACAUGGUGGCGUGCGAAAAUUGCGGUCCCAUCAUGAAGAAGUGCGUGGAAUGUCGCACGCAAAUUGAACAGAUGGUUCCCCUGGUCGUUUGCUGCGGAGGCCAGGGCACGAUUUCCAAGGUGUCUGCGUCGCAGGACGACAAGAAGGAGCCCGUGGCGCCACAAGGUGUCAACAAGGCGGGCCAGGGAGUGUCGAUGAAUAACGCGGCUGGGGCGACAGUGGCCGCGAUCACGACACAAAUGGCGAAUGCAAACAUCAAUAACAUCCAGCUUGAUGACGUGCAGAAACUUCAGCAGCAACUGCAGGACAUCAAAGAGCAGACAAUGUGUCCGGUGUGCUUUGACAGGAUUAAAAACAUGGUGUUUCUCUGCGGUCACGGCACCUGCCAAAUGUGCGGUGACCAAAUUGAAGGGUGUCCAAUUUGUCGGAAGACUGUCGAGAAGCGGAUUCUGCUAUUUUAAGAUACGCUAUAUAGAAAAACAUUCGGAAUUAUAUUUAGUGGAAAAAAGUUCACAAGCCCAGAUCAUUUCUUAUUUAAACGUGGGAUUUUCGGCACAGAUUACUCGCAGGGUGGGGCCAUAAAAAGUGAGAGAGAGAGAGAGUAUCUCCUUGAAUGAGAAAGUGGCGAGAAGAAUAAGAGGAUGAGGUGAUGAAGAGGAAGCAAUAUAAGCUGAUUGAAAGCCAAGUGUUUCUCCGAAAUCUCAUUCGUGUACCCCAAUGUCAAUAAAGAGGAACCCCCUCGUUAUAUA
Phlebotomus argentipes is the source of this 3562-nucleotide messenger RNA. RefSeq names its product E3 ubiquitin-protein ligase mind-bomb (gene mib1). The transcript has 7 exons. Gene Ontology annotation, cellular component: cytoplasm. Lineage: Eukaryota; Metazoa; Arthropoda; Insecta; Diptera; Psychodidae. Gene Ontology annotation, biological process: protein ubiquitination. Gene Ontology annotation, molecular function: zinc ion binding; protein binding; ubiquitin-protein transferase activity. Bases 80 to 3274 code for a protein of 1064 amino acids. The record is from RefSeq and is a predicted model, not a curated record.